Messenger RNA from Menidia menidia (Atlantic silverside), 1434 nucleotides. The record is from the annotation of a GenBank genome assembly. Lineage: Eukaryota; Metazoa; Chordata; Actinopteri; Atheriniformes; Atherinopsidae.
UUGGCGUUGCAUUUCCCCGUUCCCCGCUGGGCUGUUUUUUUGACUCCCUCUGAGUCCCGUGGCUAUUUUGGUCCAGCAGUGUUGGAGCGGUUUAGGAUGGAUGCCAUCAUGCUGCAAGAAAAACUGGUGGAACGACUUCUGUGCCCUCGAGUGAGAACAGCCCGGCAGAAGGCCUCGGAGUGUGUGUUCAUAUCUGCACUUGUCAGUGCUGUGGGGGUGAGGAUGACGCUCUGCCAGAUGCAGCAGCAGCGAAAGCUCCCGUCGGCCUCAGUGAGAGACUGCUGUCCUGUGGAGAAACAGUAUGUGGGGUUUGCAACCCUGCCCAAUCAGGUCCACAGGAAGUCUGUGAAGAAGGGCUUCGAUUUCACACUCAUGGUUGCAGGUGAGUCUGGGAUGGGAAAAUCCACUCUGGUCAACAGCCUCUUCCUCACAGACCUCUACAAAGACAGGAAGCUACUGAAUGCUGAGGAGCGCAUCAACCAAACUGUGGAGAUCAUCAAACACACUGUAGACAUCGAGGAGAAAGGGGUGAAGCUCAAGCUGACCAUAGUGGACACACCGGGGUUCGGAGACGCUGUCAACAACAACGAGUGCUGGAAGCCAAUCACAGACUACAUAGAUCAGCAGUUUGAGCAAUACUUCAGGGAUGAGAGCGGCCUGAACAGAAAGAACAUCCAGGACAACAGGGUCCACUGCUGCCUCUACUUCAUCCCUCCAUUUGGACACGGGCUUCGUCCCGUGGACGUCGAGUUCAUGAAGGCCCUGCAUGAAAAAGUGAACAUAAUCCCGCUCAUAGCCAAAGCGGACUGCCUCACACCCAACGAGAUAAAAAAGCUCAAAGACAGGAUACGAGAGGAGAUAGAUAAGUUUGGGAUCAAAGUGUACCAGUUCCCCGAAUGCGACUCAGAUGAGGAUGAAGAGUUUAAACAACUUGACAAAGAGCUGAAGGAGUGCACUCCAUUUGCUGUCAUUGGCAGUAAUACAGUCGUGGAGGCACGAGGCCAGAGAGUGAGAGGAAGGUUAUACCCCUGGGGGAUUGUUGAAGUUGAAAACCAGUCGCACUGUGACUUUGUGAAACUGAGGAACAUGUUGAUCCGGUCCCACAUGCACGACCUGAAAGACGUGACCUGCGACGUGCACUACGAGAACUACAGGGCGCAGUGCAUACAGGAGAUGACCAGUAAACUGGCUCAGGACAACCGCAUGGAGAGUCCCAUCCCCAUCCUGCCGCUGUCCACUCCAGAUGUGGAGACUGAGAAGCUUAUCAAAAUGAAAGAUGAGGAGGUAAAGGCAGACUUGUGUGUCUGUGAUGGAACUUUGGGAGGAUAUAUAGAUGUAGACAUUCGUCCCUACCCUCUCUUCUGUCCACAGCUGAAGAGGAUGCAGGAGAUGCUGAACAAGAUGCAGCAGCAGAUGCACGACAAAGAUCAGUGA